GUUUAGUUUGACAGACCUGUUCUCGCGUCAGACGAAAUCGUGGUCUCUCAGUCAUUGCUCUGUUUGAGGAUAAGCAUGAGGAUGAAUAUCUGCAGCCUUCUAGCCUUAAUGCUGGGCUGUACAGCCAUUUCAGCUUUACACCAGGAAGUGUUUGAAGAACGGACCUCAGGCUCUCUGCGCUGUCCUCACUCUGUGGAGGGUACAGUGACGUGGAGCAGAGAGAGAAAUGGAAACAAAGUGGACAUAUUAACAACUGAUGGUGACAGAGAGAUAAGACACAAUGACCCGGGCAAACGAUACAGUUCAGUGGUAGAUAAGUCUCUGUACAUUCAGAGAUUAACCCUCUCAGACUCUGGGAGAUAUUUCUGUAAUGAUGCAGCUGUGGAGCUGACAGUGAUCCCGUCAGGAACAAUCAGAGUCGAUGCUACAGACAGGACCAGCGUCACUCUGAACUGCCCUCAGGAUGAUGGAGGACCACACGAUCCAACAUGAGCAGAGACUCUGUUGAGAUGAAUCAACAGAAAGGCUUUUAUGUUUCUCCUGUUGACCGGACAUUGACUAUAUCAGACGUGGAGCUACGUAACUCUGGACUCUACUACUGUGGUAGAAAAGCUGUUUUUCUGCAAGUGAUUGAAGCGACCAAGGCACCACCCACCCCAACCACACUGACGUCAACACCCCUGCUUUCAAGUACAUCAAGACAAACAUCAGAGAUAAUAACACCUGAAUCCUCAACAUCCCCUCCGACUACUACAGAUACGACUACAACACAGGAAGAAAGUAAAGGCAGGAAAGAAGGAAAUAAAAAGCACAAGAACAUGUCUUCUAAAGACAAACCACAGAUUCUUCGUUUGGUCUUAGGAACAGUUGUCUUCUUCCUCCUCAUCAUCGUCAUCACCUUCGUUGCUUGGAGAUGGAGGUUUAAAAGAUUAGGAAAUGAAGAAACACACCCUGUCUAUGAUGAGAUACAAGAUGGAGUCAUCAUUCAGAACACAAACGGUUUUGGAAUCGUGAAAGGACCAACACCUGCAUACUGUAUGACAGAUUUUACAGAUGAUCCAAACCUAAAUGAGCCCACAUACUCCACCAUCCCUGACCUUCCACCGGUGGAAAGGAGGACAGGUAAAGAUGGAGCUCUCAUCAACAUUUGAUUUUCUCAUUCCAUAACUCUGGUUAUUCAUUAUGUUUAAUUUCUUCUGCCAGACACAUUGCUGCCCAAGGAGUCCCCUUAGUCCUUGAUCAGCUACGCUGUUAUUACUGGGAAUAAUAAAGAUAACUCUCAAGUUUGGCUUAUAUGAUACAACCCCAAUUUGCAUGAAGUUGUGACAUUGUGUAAAACAGAAUACAAUGAUUUGCAAAUCCUUUCCGACCCGUAUUCAACUGAAUAAUCUACAAAGACUAGAUAUUUGAUGUUCAAACUGAUGCAUUUGAUGUUUUUUUGCAAAUAUUCACUCAUCUUGAAUUUGACGCCUUCAACAAGUUCCAAAAAAGCUGGGACAGGAGCAUGUUUACCACUGUGUGACAUCACGUUUCCUUUUAACAGGACUCAAUACGUGUAUGGGAACUGAGGAUAGUCAUUGUUGAAGCAUUGUAGAUGGAAUUAUUUCCCAUUCUUGCUUGAUGCACAACUUCAGUUGCUCAACAGUCCGGGGUGUCUGCAUUCCUAAAAAGGAUUUGCAAAUCAUUGUAUUCUGUUUUCAUUUACGUUUUACACAAUGUCCCAACUUCAUUGGAAUUGGGGUUUGUAUUAAUGUGAACUCUGUCCCUAUAGGAGUACUGGGUGCAGACAGCCACUACAGCAUGACAUAUGUACACUGUAACAAAUUUCCUGUAGAAUUUACAGUAAAGAACAGGCAAAAAAGUUGCCAAUUAAGUGCUGUUAAAGUGUUGUUAAUUACUGUAAACAUUAAUUACAACAUAUUACUGGAUACGUUUUACAGUUUUUUGCCGUAUAUAAAACACAACAAUGUAUUGUUUUAUAUGAUAAACAAUAAUUUAUUGUAUUUUAAUUUACAAUAUUAUCUUGUAUCCCAUUCAAAUUACAUGAGUUACCUGCCAACUAUUUUUGCCAGUAAAUAGCUGUUACUUGUUUAUAAUUCAUUAUUUUAUUGUAGAAUGUUUUUACAGCUAAUAUAUGUUUGUUUGUCAUGUUUUGCUAAUCAAGCACUGUAAUUUAUUGUAAUUAUAAUUAUUUUCAGCUAUUAAUAAUAAUAAAACAAGAGUCAGUG
This is a messenger RNA of Eleginops maclovinus (Patagonian blennie), 2228 nucleotides long. RefSeq lists its product as uncharacterized. The record is from RefSeq and is a predicted model, not a curated record. The transcript has 8 exons. Bases 489 to 1151 code for a protein of 220 amino acids. Lineage: Eukaryota; Metazoa; Chordata; Actinopteri; Perciformes; Eleginopidae.